CUCAAAUUAAACCAAAUCACAACCUUUCUCAUAUUGUCCAAAUUAGAAUACAUUCCAAAAAAUGAAGGUGAAGAUAGAAAACACUAGGCUCGUUAAGCCUUUGUAUCAAGGCACCACACCUCGCACAUCGGAUUAUGUGCCCUUAUCAGUCUUUGACAAGGUCACGUAUAACCAACAUAUAGCCGUGAUAUACGCUUACAACCCUCCCACCCAAUCGAAUGCGGCCAUCGAGUUAGGGCUCCGAAAGGCGUUGGCGGCCUACCGCGCGUGGGCGGGGAGGUUCGGUGAAGAUAGUGGCGGGAACCCCAUCAUUCUUCUGAAUGACGGGGGCAUUAGGUUUGUGGAGGCGUCCGUCGAUUACGCCCUUGAUCGUACCAUGCUUCUCAAACCGUCGCCGUUCCUGUUGAGCCUACACCCUGACCUGAAGGGUGUAGCGGAGCUCGUGCAGGUUCAGCUCACGAGGUUCUCGUGCGGCUCGAUGGUGGUGGGGUUCACCGCCCACCACCACGUGGCGGAUGGGCACUCAUCCAGCAACUUUCUAGUUGCAUGGGGCCAAGCCACCCGGGGGCUCAGGAUUAGCCCCCUCCCGUUUUACGACCGUAUGAUAUUCCCCCCACGAAACCCUCCUAAAAUUGAGUUCCAACAUUGUGGGGCGGAAUACAUACCUAGGAACUUCAAAAAAACCUACCCGAUGAUCGACUAUAACAUAGACGACGUCGUGAUACACAAAGUUCAUUACAACGCAGAAUUUAUUUCGAAGCUCAAGGCCAAGGCUUCCACCAACACCAAAAGAUUCACCACUAUUGAGGCCCUCUUGGCCCAUCUUUGGAGAGCCAUAACUAGGGCUCGAGCCCUAAACCAAUCCGACACGACCAGAUUACGUAUCUCAGUCGACGGCCGGUCGAGGCUAAACCCUAAGGUGCCAAAUGAGUAUUUUGGCAACUUAGUGCUAUGGGCAUUCGCUACAACCAAAGUGAAAGACCUUCUCCACGAGCCGCUCUCAUACGCGGCCAAGCUUUUACACGAGGCGAUCAUUAAGGUGAACGACGACUACUUCAAAUCGUUCAUCGACUAUGCCAACCACGAGGUGAAGGAUGAGGUCCCGAACACAGAAUCGUCGUUUGAUCCAAUUCUUUGGCCGAAUCUGGAGGUGGAUAGUUGGCUUAGGUUUCCAUUCUACGACCUCGAUUUCGGAUGCGGCGGGCCGUACAUUUUCAUGCCGUCUUUCUCCCCGGUGGAAGGGAUGGUGUUCCUUUUGCCUUCAUUCUUGGGAGACGGAAGCAUAGAAGCCUUUGUUCCUUUAUUUCAACAAAGUUUGACAACCUUCAAACAGAUUUGCUAUUCUCUUGACUAGGUUGCUGGAAAAGGACAAAACCCUACCUAUAGACUUUUUAUUGUCCCAAUUUGAAUCUUGCAUGCUACACAUUAAUUAUAUUUAUUUAUUGUUAUAUGAUUUCAUAUGUAGUCUGGUUUAUUGAAAUUUUAUAUUGUUUAUUUUCCCA
Salvia miltiorrhiza (redroot sage) is the source of this 1502-nucleotide messenger RNA. Its product is annotated as agmatine coumaroyltransferase-2-like. Lineage: Eukaryota; Viridiplantae; Streptophyta; Magnoliopsida; Lamiales; Lamiaceae. Gene Ontology annotation, molecular function: acyltransferase activity, transferring groups other than amino-acyl groups. Bases 62 to 1354 code for a protein of 430 amino acids. The transcript has a single exon. The record is from RefSeq and is a predicted model, not a curated record.